Carya illinoinensis is the source of this 831-nucleotide messenger RNA. RefSeq names its product early nodulin-like protein 1. NCBI's taxonomy places the organism in Eukaryota, Viridiplantae, Streptophyta, Magnoliopsida, Fagales, Juglandaceae. The record is from RefSeq and is a predicted model, not a curated record. Gene Ontology annotation, cellular component: plasma membrane. Bases 109 to 765 code for a protein of 218 amino acids. The transcript is spliced from 2 exons. Gene Ontology annotation, molecular function: electron transfer activity.
CAUCCACCCUCAUUCUUAACGCACUUCUCUUUCUCUCUCUCAUUUUAGGAACAAUUGGCAUGCUGAUCUUGUAAUUUGAGUGAUUCUAGUUUGCCCUCGUCUUGUAAAAUGGAGUCUAUCAGAACGAGAUUUCUAAUUGGGUUCCUGUUUGUGAUGCUGCUGACGUUUCUUAGCUCGUCUCAAGCUUACACAUUCUUCGUUGGUGGCAAAGAUGGCUGGGUUUUAAACCCUCCUGAGAACUACAACCACUGGGCUGAACGAAAUAGGUUUCAAGUCAACGAUACUCUCUUUUUCAAAUACAAGAAAGGAUCUGAUUCAGUCUUGGUCGUCACAAAGGACCGUUACCAUUCAUGCGACAACACGAAUCCUAUACAGUCUUUCACAGAAGGCGAUUCAGUCUUCAAGUUUGAUCGUUCCGGCCCAUUUUACUUCAUCUCCGGCAAAGGUGACCAUUGCCAAAAGGGUCAGAAACUCGUCGUCGUCGUCUUGGCCGUGCGGAACAAAACUCGCCACGCUCCUUCUCCUUCUCCUUCUCCGGCCGCUGACACUCCAACAUUGCCUCCUACGGCACCAACCCCGGAAGGGGAGUCAUCGCAUAGUGGGGCUCCAGCGCCUGAUCAGAGUCCGUCAGAUAUUCGGGAUGCUCCAGCACCACUUCCAUCGGGAAAAUCUGGUGCAGUAGCAGGUUGUAGAGUUUUUUCAGUUGGGUUGGCUUUGGUUAUCAGUAUUGGGGUGAAUGUUGUUUUGAGAAGCUUUGUCAUGUGAAUCGUAUAGAGGUAUAUAUAAUAUAAUUAUUGGAGUCACAAUAGAAGAAAUCUGAUUUUGUUUGGA